GACAAAGAAAAUGGUCAAAUUGGGAUUGAAUUGAAUUGAAUUAAAUGAUAACCAGAAUAUCAAAUGCAAGGCGGACAAUACAAAGACGAGGAUUCCCUCCCACAGUUCAUUCCUUCUUCAGAUUCCGUAGCCCUAGUCUCUUCCCUGCAGCAUGUCGCCGUUCGGUAACCGUCACUGCACCUGCCGUCCUCCACUCGAGAACGAUUCUGAUUCUAGCUUCGAUCGAGAAGAAUUCGACCUAAAGAAGUGUCCACAUUGCAGAGGAUCCACCAUUCGUUCCUCCUCAUCGUCUUCUUUGCUAAGCUUUGAGUUGAUAGAAUUGAAGGAUUAUGAUAAGAAAUGGAGAGUUGCUUCCGCGGCAAUCAAAGGUUUCACUAUUGGAGCUGGUCUUAAAGGUGGACUAUCUCUCUUCUCAGUCCUUGGUCGACUCAGAAGUAGAAGAUUAAAGAAUGGAGCAAUCGGAAUCGCGUCUGUUAGUGAUGAUUUGGUUCUUGCAAUUAAAGAAACAAUCCGAUACGGUCUCUUCCUUGGAUGUUUUUCUGGUACGUUUGUUACAGUGGAUGAGGUUAUCGCGCAUUAUGGAGGGCAUCGGAGGACUGCCAAAUGGAGGGCAUUGUUGGCAGGAGCUAUAGCAGGGCCAUCUAUGCUUCUAACCGGAACGAAGACAACCCAUAUGAGUUUGGCAAUUUACAUUUUUAUGCGGGCUGCUGUAUUGGCGUCACGAUGUGGCAUUAAAAGCAAGAGAUUUGGGCAUAUAUGUAGACCUCUCACAUGGGCUCAUGGAGAUAUCUUUCUCAUGUGUCUUUCUUCUUCACAAAUCUUGUCUGCUUACAUAUUGAAAAAGGAAAGUUUGAGUCCGUCGUACAUAUCAUUUUUGAAUAAACAUGGUGGAAAGGUGGCCACUGUCCUGCAAGGUGUGAAAGAGAUGGCAUUUGGCUGGCCUUUGACUAGUUUGGAGGAAAUAGAGAACUACUACAAAAGUAUUGGAGUGGACAUUCAGUUAGAUCCAGAGAUGAAAGUCCCAUGCUCGAUUAUACAUGGAAAUCAAUCAUGUGGUGGACAUUUCUUUUCAUUUUUAAUUGAAGCAUUCAAAAGGGCAUUGCCGGUUUAUCUUCCAGUUUAUUUGAUCCCUGCUUUAAUAGUUCAUCGUCAAGGACUUCUUAACAGACCUUAUUCGAUUUUGGGCAAAGGCCUUAUUGGCACAGCAAGGUCAAGCUUGUUUCUCUCAUUUUACUGUUCAUCUGCCUGGUUGUGGACUUGUGUAUUCUUUAGGAUUUUCAAGAGAUGCAACAUUCCCUUGGCAGCAAUGGCUACGGUAAAACUGGUGCAAUAGUUGAGUUAACUCCUAGGGGGAAAUUUAUCAACUUGACAUAAUUUGAAAAAGAAUUCAUUUUUCAUUUUGCAGUUCCCUGCUGGUGUUGCGCUGGGAAUUGAAAAAAAGAGUAGGAGGAUGGAGAUAUCAUUGUAUUGCCUGGCGAGGGCAAUAGAGAGCUUGUUGACAGUAAUAAGCAUUGGGGGAUACUUUAAAUUUUCAAACAAAUUAGUAAAAAGAGGUGAUGUGUUUGUGUUUAGUCUCUCAACUGCAAUUAUCAUGCACUGCUACGCAAUGGAAAGGGAUGUCUUUCGAUCCAAGUACUUGAAUGUUCUUGAUUGGGUUUUUGGAAUCCCUGUCCACCCUUCCGAAACGCCUAGGAAGAAUGAAUGAAUGAAUGGAAUGUUAACGCAUUGCUGGAUGAUUUUAAGUGAUGAAGAAUAUAUGUAGCAUUUCCUCCAGGCUCCAUCUCAAGUAAGUCUACUGAAUUUGGAUUCUAUUCUACUCUUCUAAUUGAAAUUUGACAUGCAACUUAAAACAAAGAAAGCAUCCAGUUUUCCUUGACAUUUCGAGAAUAAUACUAAUAAUAUUAUAUAUAAUUUUCAUUAUGAACCACUUUGGAAACAUCUGUAUAUAAAAAUUGUAAAUCGAUAAACUUAUUUGAAUCAGAUUACUUUUGAAAACUAAAUUUAAUUUUUAUACAAUUUAAAAGAAGAUAGUUUUUUGGUUGAUACUCAUCUGCACCCAAAAUGUUUUUUAAAUGGAUCCAAUUUUUAUGAUUGUUAGUUUACAAGCACAAAUUUGUUGAUUUUUUUUUCGUAAUCUGAUUGUUGAUAGUGUUUUAAAACCAGGACAGGUCUGACUGAGAUGAAACCUUAAUGCUCUUGAUUCACAGUGUUCAUAUGAUGAAGAAGAAAAUGAGAGCUAUGAAAUAUCAUGUAGCCAAUUUGUUAUAGUUUUUGUUUGUAGAAUCAAUAUACAUACUAUGGCUGCACUCUUUGCUUUGUAAUAUACAUCAACCUUUUUACACUUCAUGUCCAAGAAGAAAGAAUGAAUUUUGAAUAUCUUAGUUGAA
Impatiens glandulifera is the source of this 2387-nucleotide messenger RNA. RefSeq lists its product as uncharacterized. The coding region runs from base 152 to 1333 and encodes 393 amino acids. The record is from RefSeq and is a predicted model, not a curated record. NCBI's taxonomy places the organism in Eukaryota, Viridiplantae, Streptophyta, Magnoliopsida, Ericales, Balsaminaceae. The transcript has 8 exons.